GCUGGUCACGUUCUCUGAACUUCUUGACUUUUCAAACUUUCCCAGAGGUCUUCCAUCGCCUUUAUAUUUUAGGCAAAGGAGUUACUCCAAGAAAACUUAGGCUCAUCCUUUCGCUAGAAACAUCUUAUAACCACCUGCUCGCCGUUCCCCAUAGCCGGCCAGCCCAUUUCAGGGGACUCGUUUGUUUCUACACAGCUUAGCUAUGGAGAUCUGAGUCAGCUUCUGAUAGGCUAACUCCAGAUCCAGCCCUGAUGCUCAGUGGCCCCAGUCCCGAGAGGUUCAGCGUUUUCUCCUGGCAACAGCUCGAGACGACGCUCAUAGGCUAAGCGGACUCAUAGUCCCAGACACCGAGCAGCUGUAGUGAGUGUUCAUUGGUUAGCUGAGGAUUUAAAGCCAUCCUUGGGUUGGUUGAUGAUGGGCUCUGUGAGGCUGCGCAGAGUCCGACUUUAAAGGAGGCGGAGCUUUGUCUUUCGUCCUCAAGAAAGACAGUGGGAUCGGCGAGUGGCGACAGCAGGAAUCGAGCCUGAGCCCUGCUAGGGCUUUAGGCUCCAGGUUUUUAUCCAAGCAAAUUAGCCUCAAACGAAGAAGAAAAAAUGGCUUCUGAAUCAGAAACGUUGAACCCCAGCGCUCGGAUCAUGACCUUUCACCCCACCAUGGAAGAGUUCCGGAACUUCAGCCGCUACAUUGCCUACAUUGAAUCUCAAGGGGCUCACCGGGCUGGGCUAGCCAAGGUUGUUCCUCCCAAAGAGUGGAGACCUCGAACAUCUUACGACGAUAUUGAUGACCUGGUCAUCCCUGCACCCAUCCAGCAGCUGGUGACGGGUCAGUCUGGCCUCUUCACUCAGUACAACAUACAGAAGAAAGCCAUGACUGUCCGGGAGUUCCGCAAGAUCGCCAAUAGUGACAAGUACUGUACCCCACGAUACAGUGAAUUUGAAGAACUUGAGCGUAAAUACUGGAAAAACCUCACAUUCAAUCCUCCCAUCUAUGGAGCAGAUGUGAAUGGUACUCUCUAUGAACAGCAUGUUGAUGAGUGGAAUAUUGGCCGGCUGAAGACCAUCCUGGACCUGGUGGAAAAGGAGAGUGGGAUCACCAUCGAGGGUGUGAACACCCCCUACCUGUACUUCGGCAUGUGGAAGACAUCCUUCGCCUGGCACACAGAGGACAUGGAUCUGUACAGCAUCAACUACCUGCACUUUGGAGAGCCAAAGUCUUGGUACUCUGUCCCACCUGAACAUGGGAAACGCCUGGAGCGUCUUGCCAAAGGCUUUUUCCCAGGGAGUGCUCAAAGCUGUGAGGCUUUUCUUCGCCACAAGAUGACCCUUAUCUCCCCAUUAAUGCUGAAGAAGUAUGGCAUUCCCUUUGACAAGGUGACCCAAGAAGCAGGAGAGUUUAUGAUCACUUUUCCAUAUGGUUACCAUGCUGGUUUCAACCAUGGCUUCAACUGUGCAGAGUCUACCAAUUUUGCUACCCGUCGGUGGAUUGAGUAUGGCAAGCAAGCUGUACUGUGCUCCUGCAGAAAAGAUAUGGUAAAGAUCUCCAUGGAUGUGUUUGUGAGGCGGUUCCAGCCGGAACGCUACAAACUAUGGAAAGCCGGGAAGGACAGCACGGUUAUUGACCACACUCUGCCCACACCGGAAGCAGCCGAGUUUCUGAAGGACAGCGGACUAACCCCGAGAGCUGGGAAUGAGGAGUGCCCGGAGGAGGACACAGACGAUGCUGAGCAGGGAGAGGAGGGCGAUGUGAAGAGAAGUCUGGCCAAGCACCGAAUAGGGACAAAGAGACACCGGGUCUGUCUGGAAAUACCACAGGAGGUCAGUCAGAGCGAGCUCUUCCCCAAGGAAGAGCUGAGUUCUGGACAGUAUGAGAUGACAGAGUGCCAGGCCACCCUCGCCCCAGUGAGGCCCACCCACAGCUCUGUGCGGCAAGUUGAGGACAGCCUCCCCUUCCCAGAUUAUUCUGACCCCACUGAAGUCAAAUUUGAAGAGCUGAAGAAUGUCAAACUCGAAGACGAGGGUGAGGAGGACGAGCCCGAAGCAGCUGCACUGGACCUUUCUGUGAAUCCUGCGUCCGUAGGAGGACGCCUCAUCUUCGCGGGUUCCAAAAAGAAAUCCUCUUCCAGCCUGGGCUCCAGUUCAUCUCAGGAUUCAGUUUCUUCAGAUUCUGAAACCACCGAGUCUGUCUCUUGCCAGGGCCAAGAGAAAACAGGAGUGCUCACCGUGCACAGCUAUGCAAGAGGGGAUGGCGUGGCUGCCACGGGAGAGCCGAGUGUGAAGAAGAAACGCAGCGCCCCCCGCAGCAUCAGCGAGCAGGAGCUGGCAGAGGUUGCAGAUGAGUACAUGCUUUCCCUGGAGGAGAACAAGAAGACCAAGGGUCGCCGCCAGCCCCUGAGUAAGCUCCCACGCCACCACCCGCUCGUGUUGCAGGAGUGUGGCAGUGAUGACGAGACUUCUGAACAGCUGACCCCCGAGGAAGAGGCUGAGGAGACAGAGGCUUGGGCCAAGCCUCUGAGCCAGCUGUGGCAGAACCGACCCCCGAACUUUGAGGCCGAAAAGGAAUUCAAUGAGAUCAUGGCCCAACAGGCCCCUCACUGUGCUGUGUGUAUGAUCUUCCAGACCUACCAUCAGGUGGAAUUUGGAAGCUUCAGUCAGAGCUGUGGGAAUGCUUCAGAAUCAGCUGCCCAGACUCAGAGGACCAAACCGUUGAUCCCUGAAAUGUGCUUUACCACAACUGGCUGCAGCACAGACAUAAAUCUGUCCACCCCUUACCUAGAGGAGGAUGGCACCAGCAUGCUAGUGUCCUGCAAGAAGUGCAGUGUCCGGGUCCACGCCAGCUGCUAUGGUGUCCCCCCUGCAAAGGCUUCUGAAGAAUGGAUGUGCUCUCGAUGUUCAGCCAAUGCCCUGGAGGAAGACUGCUGUUUAUGCUCAUUGCGUGGAGGGGCCCUGCAGAGAGCCAACGAUGACAGAUGGGUUCAUGUUUCAUGUGCUGUGGCAAUUCUAGAAGCAAGGUUUGUCAACAUUGCUGAAAGAAGUCCAGUGGAUGUGAGCAAAAUCCCUCUGCCCCGCUUCAAACUGAGGUGUGUCUUUUGUAAGAAGCGGAGGAAACGGAACGCUGGCUGUUGUGUGCAGUGCUCUCAUGGCCGCUGCCCCACCGCCUUCCACGUGAGUUGUGCCCAGGCUGCUGGGGUGAUGAUGCAACCUGACGACUGGCCCUUUGUUGUCUUCAUCACGUGCUUCCGACACAAGAUUCCCAAUCUGGAGCGCGCUAAAGGAGCCCUGUUGAGCAUCACGGCUGGCCAGAAGGUCAUUAGCAAGCAUAAGAAUGGCCGAUUCUACCAGUGCGAGGUGGUCAGACUUACCACUGAGACCUUCUAUGAAGUCAACUUUGAUGACGGCUCCUUCAGCGACAACCUUUAUCCUGAGGACAUAGUGAGUCAGGACUGUCUCCAACUGGGUCCUCCUGCUGAAGGCGAAGUGGUUCAAGUCAGAUGGACAGAUGGUCAAGUCUAUGGGGCUAAGUUUGUGGCCUCCCACCCCAUCCAGAUGUACCAGGUGGAGUUUGAGGAUGGCUCGCAGCUGGUGGUUAAGAGAGAUGAUGUGUACACACUGGAUGAAGAGCUUCCCAAGAGAGUCAAGUCUAGACUGUCAGUAGCUUCAGACAUGCGGUUCAAUGAGAUUUUCACGGAGAAGGAAGUAAAGCAAGAAAAGAAAAGGCAACGGGUCAUCAACUCGAGGUACCGGGAGGAUUACAUCGAGCCAGCACUGUACCGGGCCAUCAUGGAGUAGAUAUUUCCAGGAUCUAAGAGGUUCCCAGCCAUCAAGGCGAGAGCUCUCUAGGGUUCCACAGCACAGCAGACACUUGGAACUCAGAAGUCUUAGAACAUAAAGCUGUACAAAGAAAAGGAAUGACAUGUCCGACCCAUCACCUUCUCACUCCACCCUCGAUGCUUUCUGCCGUGAAAAGACAAGCCAGUUGUGGGCGCUUGGCAGCAGCUGCUCAUCCCCAGCUGAAGGGCUGACACUGGGAUGCUGAGACUGCAUCAGCCCCCAGUCCAAACUGGUCAGCUGUUCCUGCUGGGAUUGCUGUUUCUUAGCCUAGGACUUGCUUCCUACCGCCCACCUGCACCAGCAAGGCAGAGAGGUGCUGGUGCUUGACCCAAUCCCCUUUUGUAUUUAUGUACGCAUGUGUGAGCGUGCACAUGUACAAGUGUGUACCUGUGUGUGAGUGUGCAAGUGUACGCCUGUGUGUUUGUGUACUCGAGAAUGUGUGUGUGGGUAUGCAAGUACAUAUGUGUGUAUUUGUGUGUGCAUGAGUGUGUGUGUGUGUGUGUGUGUGUGUGUGCGCGUGCGUGUGCGUGUGCGUGCUUGGGCAGGACUAGCUUCUGCCAGCCCCUGGGCUUCACUUUCUUCUUUGCCUCUCUGCAGGGCAAACAAAAUGUGAAAUUCUGCCCUCAGCCAAGCUGAGUUAAGGGCCCUGGGGGAUGGCUAGAGGUGGGUUGCCAUCUGUCCCUUCCUGGACCGACUUCAAGAGAGCGCUGGCAAGGCUGCAGUAUUGGGAUCCUAAGGAGCUGGCUGCCAUCUCUGUCCACCCUUGAAGUAGAACUCAGAGGUUACGUGCUAUGAGCCCACAGACUUCAGGCACUGAAGCCCCUAUGGCAGUGUUAGAGGGUGUGGGUGGGGACUACCUUGAAGGGAGAAUUUUAAUGAUGGAAACAGGCAGAGCCUGGUGGAUGAUUUUUGUGCAGGGGAAAAUUGCAGUUAUGCAGGGGCUAUCUAUGGGUUAGGAUGAACUGGGGCCACUGGAGGCCAAGGGCAGUGUAGCCAUGCCCUUGGUCAGGGGUGGGGUGGGGCUGGUUGCGGGUGGGGGUGGGGUGGGACUAGAGGGCAACAUUGAAGGGGUUAAACAGGUUUUUGCUCCUCUUGAAUUUGUUUGCCUGGGCCCAAAUAUUGGAGGGCUUCAUACCUUGCUCUGUAUACAGGAGUCAGAUUUAUAAUACUUCCCCUUUUUUGUUACGUAUGAACUCUAUAAACCAAAUUAUUUUGAAAACUGGUGCAUUACCUUGUCCUUAGCAAUAAAAUGUA
Molecule: messenger RNA, 5081 nt
Organism: Arvicanthis niloticus (Nile rat)
Lineage: Eukaryota; Metazoa; Chordata; Mammalia; Rodentia; Muridae
Gene: Kdm4a
Product: lysine demethylase 4A
Biological process (GO): regulation of gene expression; chromatin remodeling
Cellular component (GO): nucleus; chromatin
Molecular function (GO): histone H3K36 demethylase activity; histone H3K9 demethylase activity
Source: RefSeq, a predicted model, not a curated record